AUGGCGAGCCAGGAUCAAAACAGUCUCGAAAGCGAGCACGGCAUAUCCUUAUUGCACGAGAAAAUAUUGCAAGAGAACAAGCACAACCUCUUUGCUCUGACCCAGCCAUCGCAGAGGCCAAACGAUGCGCCAAAUGCUCACCCUCGCCCUCGCCACUUAUCCAACACAAAGAUUCAGCGGAUGAGACCGUCGUCCACCGCUCCUGCCGUGUCAACCGUCCUGGACAUGGACUCGACAGAUCAACAACAUGCUACUCCUUCGCUAGUCAAGCACACCACAUUCCAUGGCUUUCCUCUUCCGCUUGACCUCGAUGGCGACACUCAACCAAUGCCCUCGCAGUUCUACAAGAACUUCACCAGCGGUCUUGGAACUGAAGACAACACUCAACUUGACGAUGAGACCGCCCCAGACACCGAACAAGAGACGCCUCAGAUCGAUUUGAUGCAACACUGGCAACGACCCACCUACCACGAGCUCUCUAGCGACGAAGAAGAGGAGAGAGACGAAGGGCAGUACUUUUUGAGUUCCGUCGCAAGGCCUACCUUUCCCAAAACUCCCGCAACUGCUGGCCGCAAACGCAACCACCGAGGAGAUGUUAUACCUUCUACCACGAGCACAAAAACACCAGGUUCGGGCGGUAUGUCAGCUUUCGCUUUUGGCAAUGCUCCGCCCUUGACCAGCACUCAGCUGUUCCAAGCUACACAAUCGCCUUCAAGCCCGGUCCCCGAUGUUCCAAGGAGCGACCCAGUAUUGAGCCGACCAAGUCCCAACAUCAGACAGAGUUCGCCUGGACAGAAUCUGGCUUUCUCUUCGCCUUUGAAGGGUUUGGCACACAGCCCCAGUCGAUCAGUCAACAUGGCAGGCAGAUUGAGCAGGCCAGGUACAAGAGACGGUCUUUUUCAGAACAACAAUUCCCUCAUGGCUGGGCUCGAGAACAGAGGCGAGAACGAAUGGGAAUAUCAUGACCGUGAAGGAGUCAGCCUGGAUGACGAUGUCCAUGACAGCCCAGGGAGCGAGUCGAUGGAUGAGUACGACGAGUUUGCGCAGUCAAUAAGAAUCAGUCAGCGACAAGCGUCGUCUUCACCUCAACCCGACCAGUCCGACGAAGAGAAUGACCAGGUCGAGUCUUCAAGCCGUACCUCGACACAUUCCAGUCAGCACAACCUGGAUAUCGACAUGCUCAACGCCUCCCUCCCAUCGGGUCGUCAACAGAGCUCACACCAGUUACCAACCACACAGAUGCUAGGCCAAGAUGCUGACCCUUCUGAUUAUGCUGUUGCCGAUUCACAGCCCACUCGACAUGACGAGACUCAACUCCCACCUCCUCUAGUCGAGCCUUCUUCCAUGUCAUCUUUUGUUCCUGGCUCUUAUCCCCUGAGCCAAACAACACAGCGCUUGAACGCCUUGAAGCGCGAUGCUGCAGACUCAUCAUCCAUCCCAAAGCCUCCACCGACAACUAGCCAAGUUGCUCCUCACACCCAGAACCGUCUACCGAGUAGUCCUCCUCAACUCCCUGUCGUGUCUGAAGAGAUCGAACAAGAAGAGGCUUUGGAGUUGUUGGACCAGUCUCGACCCCACGAUGGCCGUAAAGGCGUAUCAUCACCAUUGCCAGAGACACGACCCGCUCCUUCUCAGAGGACUAAGGAAUUGAGAGAAGUUGAGCACAAUCAAAGCUCUGCUGUUCCCGACACCGACCCAGCAGACGAGAAUCGUUCUUCCGAUCAACAUCAAAAUCCCCCUAUCGAUGCAACAAUCAGACAGCAAUCGCUUUCGAAAUCGAAUGCGAGCACAGACAAGGAUGUCUCUCUUGCUGUUCCUAAUACUUCGCAAUUUGAGAAGCAUCGUGCGAGCCAGUUGCAGACUCAAAGUCAAGUUCAAAGUUCAUUGUCGAGUACUGAAAGUCCGCGCAAGGCCGCUGGCAUCCUCAACUUUGCAGAUAUCGCCACAGAUCCUACACCUCCCAACGCUGUUUCUAACAAGGACCUCGACAUGAAUAUCGAUAUACUCUCGAACGACGAUCACGAUUUCAUGGACAUCAUGACAUCGCCACCUGCGAAGAAGAUGCGCCUCUAUGGAAAGAAAGCAACAGUGUUGGGAAGGACGAGGUCCAAGGCAGACGACAAAAGCCCGGCCAAGCCGCAAGCUACCAUCAAAAGUCCGGUCAAAUCCGUUGCCAGGACGGUCACCUUUCAUGACAAUAUUGUACCAGAAGACAAGCAUGACAAUGUCGCUGAAGUUGCCAUAAAUACUGCGGACUCUCCCCAACCCGCCAAUCAGCCUGAAUUGAAACAUUCAGAGACAGCAAGCACCAUUGAUCCCAACUCGCAAACUCAUGAGCCGGUCGAAACACCACUCACAAAGUCACCGGAAGAAACUCACAAGCCCUCGACGGGACGGGUUGUUGCAGAAUUGCCAAACAGAGCUGGCGACACAAUGCAAGUCGAAGCGGCGAUAGACGUUGGAAAGCAAAAAGAUAGUGUACAUCCACGUCAACCCACGCCAACUGAGGACCAAGGUCAAUCGACACCACCUUCUGCUAGGAAACGAGAGCAAGCUUGUGCAUCUGCGGCGACAAAGGCACGCGAGACCAUGCUAGCUCGUAACUCAGUCGAAGUAAAAACUCCCAUUAACAAGGGCAGUCCAGGAAAACUCGUACGGCCAAAACGGAGGAUGUCCGAACAAAGUCCAUUGCGAACGCCUUUCUCCAAAAGGCACGAGACUGUAAAGGCACCAAGGUCAAAGCUUUCACAUGCGCAGCGCAUCUCACCAAAUAGUUGUCCCCAACAAGAAAGAGCGAUGGCGCCAGCAGAUUCUGUUCUCCAGGCCGAGGCUGCUUCGGAAACUCCAACGACUUUGACUGAGCAAGCAGACGUUACCACUGACGUGUCUAUGACUGACGCCGCUUCAGAGCAGAACAAUAGCCAUGAUGAGACUAUCGCACCAAGCGCUGAAGUCACUCAACCUGACAGAGUCUUGGCUCUGUUCAAAGGUACUGGACAAGCAUACUACCCAGCUACAUGCCUGGGGGCAGCAACCCUUGAUGGCCUCAAACUACGCAUUAGGUUCGAUGAUGGCACGAUCACUCAGCUUGAUUCAUUCUUAGUACGCCGCCUUGAUCUGCGACGUGGUGACCAGGUUAAGGUUGAUUUGCAAGGCAUGCGUAGUAAAAUUUAUGUCGUCGUUGGCUUUCAGGACAGAGUUGAGAACGCUGAGCCUGAGUCUUAUCCCAAGACUGAUGUUCAUGGGUUUGAGACAUUGCAGCUGGUGGUCAAAGAUCGAGAUAGUGUAUCGGCACUGCCUCGAGAAGGAUCUGCAACAUUGCUGAGAGUGCCUAUCACAAGCGCCUACCUUACACAAACGAUGUGGGUUCGUUUCGAAGGUAGAAACUACCUUCCUUCCACAGCAAGCAUGACAACCAUUGCUACUGGACAUUCAUCACGUCCGCAGACACCAGUGCCUCAGAACACUACUCUCGCAACGCCAGCCUCGAGAUCUAGAAGAGGCACGGUGACUUCGAUACAUACAUCAACAAUUGCUUCAGUGCGGGCUCUGGCACGACCAGAGUUUGCCUCGCCACUUCCAAGUCGUCGUGGGAUGUUCUCUGGUAUGGCUUUUGCAGUAUCUUACAGCGCAGACUCACCUGAGAAGAAUCGCGUUCUCGAGCUUAUCCAAGCUCACGGUGGUCUGACAUUAGAGAAGGGCUUUGACGAACUUUUUUCCGUCAAGGACCUCGACGACUUCCCUGAGGAUACGCACGCAGUAUCAUCCUCUGCGACUAAUGAUACUGAUGCCUUGGUUCUCUCGACUCGUGCUCAAACUCUAGGCUUCGUCGCUCUGAUUGCAGACAAGCAUUCUCGUAGAGCCAAAUAUGUCCAAGCGCUUGCACUUUCACUGCCGUGUCUGUCAGGCCGCUGGAUUCUCGACUCGAUUGCUUCAGCGACACCUCUACCCUGGACUAAAUAUCUCCUCCCAGCUGGAGAAUCUGCAUUCCUCUCUGGUGCAGUGCGCAGCCGUACUCUCUCGCCUUAUCUCCCGACCACGACUAAGCUAGCACAAACUAUUCAAGAUCGAGAAAAACUACUCCAAGGCGGUAGAGUUCUUCUGGUCAACGCAGGAGCAGGCGGCAGAAAAUGGGAAGCCAGACGUGCUUACGCGUUUCUGACCGUCGCUCUGGGUGCUAGUGUCGUCCGCAGAGUUUCUGGUCUUGACUCUGCCAAGCGCAUUCUCGACGCAGAAGAUGGAUGGGAAUGGGUGUACGUCGAAGGCGCCAUCGAAGAAGCAGAAAAUAUGCUCUUCCGAGAUGGUAGUGUCGAAGGCACAGGCAUUGCGAAGAAGGGACGCAAGAGGAAGAGAGAGGAUGAAGGGAAAGAGAAGAUGGUCGCGAUUGGCCGUGAUGGAAAGGUCAAGAUCGUUGGCGAUGAGUUCAUAGUGCAGAGUUUGAUUCUGGGCGACUUGAUGCUGCCUUCGAGUGGCGCUACCACCAAUUAG
Molecule: messenger RNA, 4488 nt
Organism: Aureobasidium melanogenum CBS 110374
Lineage: Eukaryota; Fungi; Ascomycota; Dothideomycetes; Dothideales; Saccotheciaceae
Exons: 3
Coding region: 1-4488 (1495 amino acids)
Biological process (GO): DNA damage checkpoint signaling; positive regulation of transcription by RNA polymerase II
Cellular component (GO): nucleus
Molecular function (GO): histone binding
Source: RefSeq, a predicted model, not a curated record